GCGGGGACGAGCGCCGGGGAGCGGAGCCGUGCCGGGGCCGCGCCUGCCUCCGGCCGGGAGCUGCUCGCAGGGCUCCGCACGCCGGGCUCGGCGCGGGACGGGGCCGGCCAUGGAGAAGUUGUACCUGGCCGGGAGCGGCCUGUGGGCGGCCAACGGCUCGCUGGGGAACGGCAGCCUCCCGGCGGAGAACCAGACGGCGGGCAGGAACGGCACCGCGGACCCGCUGAAGAGGAACGAGGACAUGGCCAAGGUGGAGGUGACGGUCCUCUGCCUCAUCCUCUUCCUCGCCCUGACCGGCAACCUGUGCGUGCUGCUGGCCAUCCACACCACCCGGCAGAAGCACUCCCGCAUGUACUUCUUCAUGAAGCACUUGAGCAUCGCUGACCUGGUCGUGGCCGUCUUCCAGGUCCUGCCCCAGCUCAUCUGGGACAUCACCUUCAGGUUUUACGGACCGGAUUUCCUUUGCCGGCUGAUCAAGUACUUGCAGGUAGUGGGGAUGUUCGCCUCCACCUACAUGCUCUUGCUGAUGUCCCUGGACCGGUGCUUGGCCAUCUGUCAGCCGCUGAGGUCCCUGCACAGGAGGGCGGACCGGGUCUCCGUCCUCCUCACCUGGCUGCUGUGCCUGCUGGUCAGCAUCCCUCAGAUCCACAUAUUUUCUCUGAGGGAUGUGGGGAAUGGAGUUUAUGACUGUUGGGCAGACUUCAUCCAGCCUUGGGGACCCAAAGCCUAUGUCACCUGGAUAACCCUCAUGGUCUACAUCAUCCCUGUGUUGAUGCUGAGCAUCUGCUAUGGCUUAAUCAGCUUCAAAAUCUGGCAGAACGUGAAGCUGAAGACGGCUCACGGGCCCAACGUGGGUCUGAGCUCCAACGCCUGCAGCGGGACGGCGUUUGCCAGGGUCAGCAGCACGAGGCUCAUCUCCAAAGCCAAGAUCCGGACGGUCAAAAUGACCUUCAUCAUAGUGCUAGCUUUCAUAGUCUGCUGGACGCCCUUUUUCUUCGUGCAGAUGUGGUCCGUGUGGGACACGAACGCCCCGCAGGAAGCCUCUCCCUUCAUCAUCGCCAUGCUCCUGGCCAGCCUCAACAGCUGCUGCAACCCGUGGAUCUACAUGCUGUACACGGGGCACCUCUUCCACGACCUGAUGCGGCGCUUCCUCUGCUGCUCCACGCGCUACCUGAAGUCGCGGCCGGCGUGCGACCUGAGCGUCAGCAAGAAGAGCAACUCCUCCUCCUUCGUCCUCAGCUGCAAGAGCACGAGCCAGAGGAGCUUCACGCAGCCCGCCGCAACGUGAGGCACCGCCAGCCCGGCCCUGCGUCUCCGCCGUGCUGAGCACCUUCAGCACACCCCUGUAAAAAAGCUGUGACUGGGACCAGAGCGGGGAUUUCUGUGUAAAUAGGUGUAUAUAGGUCUGCGCGAGGGUGAGCAUGUACAGCGUUUGUUAUUUAACUGGGGCGGGAGCGAGUGGAAGACUUCUGUGCUCGGAAUUUCGGUGGUGUGUGGCGCUGAGCAGCACGAACCCGGUUCCGAGCCCAUUCGCCACUGAAGCGGGUGGCUUUCUAAACACACGAGGGGCAGGUUUUGUCCCGAGCAAUCGCCAGAGCUGGGCUCACCCCGACUGAAGGGAGCCCCCUCCCCGCUCCCCUGCGCUGCGCAGGCGGCACGGCUGGGACAGAGGGGGGAGCACGGGGCUGCAGGGCACCGUGGGGUGGGAUGGGGUGCGAUGGGGUGGGAUGGGAUGGGAUGGGGUGGGAUGGGAUGGGGUGCCAUGGGGUGCCAAGGGGACCCUCGGGCCAGGGCCGGGUGUCCCUGUGCCCACAGCUGUGCCCGGGAGUGCCGCCGGCUGGGCUAUGCACGCCGGGCAGUGAGAGCAAGGGAAGCAGACACGACUGUAGGAUCAGGGGAUGUGUGCAAUAAUACAUUUGCUGAACGCGCUCAAAGCUUCUAAAAGGCUGGCAUUUGGGAUUGCAUCUGGGCUCCAUGGGAUUGAAAAACUCCCGUUAAGUCCCCCGAGGCCGAGCUUUUGCUUUGGGUUUACUGUAGAUAGCAGUUAGUCUUUUACACCAAUGCAAUCUUGCUUUGUAGUGCACGAGGUCAUGCUUAUGGCAUGGAUUUUUAUUGCAAAGAAAUACCUGUAAAUAAA
Messenger RNA from Cygnus olor (mute swan), 2137 nucleotides. RefSeq names its product oxytocin receptor (gene OXTR). Gene Ontology annotation, biological process: maternal process involved in parturition; regulation of systemic arterial blood pressure by vasopressin; female pregnancy. The record is from RefSeq and is a predicted model, not a curated record. The coding region runs from base 110 to 1288 and encodes 392 amino acids. Gene Ontology annotation, cellular component: membrane. The transcript is spliced from 2 exons. NCBI's taxonomy places the organism in Eukaryota, Metazoa, Chordata, Aves, Anseriformes, Anatidae. Gene Ontology annotation, molecular function: oxytocin receptor activity; vasopressin receptor activity; peptide binding.